Messenger RNA from Olea europaea var. sylvestris, 1093 nucleotides. Its product is annotated as oil body-associated protein 2C-like. Lineage: Eukaryota; Viridiplantae; Streptophyta; Magnoliopsida; Lamiales; Oleaceae. The record is from RefSeq and is a predicted model, not a curated record. The coding region runs from base 29 to 823 and encodes 264 amino acids. The transcript has 3 exons.
UGUUUUUCUAUAAUUGUAGUAAAUUUUCAUGGCCGCAACCAAUGGAACAGGAGCUCAGAUUCCGCCGGGGAAGCCAAUGAGUGUGGAGCAACACAUGCUGGACAAAGGGGCUCAGAUGCUGCAGUCUUUGAAGCCUAUAAAGCAUAUGAACCAGCACGUCUGCACUUUUGCCCUGUACAGCCAUGACAUGACUCGCCAGAUAGAGACUCACCACUAUGUAACUCGGGUCAAUCAGGACUUCCUCCAGUGCGCUGUUUUUGACGCCGAUGACCCCAUGGCCCACCUCAUCGGGUUGGAGUAUAUAGUAUCCGAUCGCUUAUUUGAAACUCUUCCACCGGAUGAGCAAAAACUCUGGCAUACUCAUGCCUACGAGGCAUGUACACCUUCCAUUUUAUCCAGUAAUAAAAGAUCAAGCAAAAGGGUUAAUAUAAUUUUUUAUAUGAUGCAGAUUAAAUCAGGCCUUUGGGUGAAUCCUCGAGUGCCAGAAAUGGUUGUGAGGCCUGAACUUGAAAAUCUUGCCAAGACCUAUGGAAAAUUUUGGUGCACUUGGCAGACUGAUAGGGGAGAUAAGCUUCCAAUGGGUCCGCCGGUAUUGAUGAUGUCUCCGCAGGGAACGGGUAUAGGCGUGGUGAAUCCGGUUCUAGUCCAGAACAGGGAUGACAAAUACAAUAUAUCAAGUGAUGCACUCAAAACUGCGAGAGUGGAAAUAGCAGAACCGGAGUGGCUUAACCCUCAAGCAGACUACUGGAAGCAGCACAAUGACAAGGGUUUCGCCGUCGAAAUGGAGACGACAGAGAUGAAAAAAAGGGCAUCAUUCCCUUGAGGAGAAAAGUACAAGCCUGACAGUACUACGUCUACCAGGAUGAAGAUGAACUUAGAUGAAAUAUUUUGGGGGUAUCAGUGCCUUAUAUUUUAUGCAAGUUUUGUGUCUUGUAACGUUUGAGGUAGCUGUAUACUUGGUACGAGGUAUGGGUCUAUUGUAGUUUCUAUGGGUACAUAGAGUUGUAUAUGUAUUUCUUUUGGACAAGUUUAGCUUUCUUAAUUUUGCAGUAUUGGUUCCAUUUGCGUUGAUAUCAAGACUUCGAUGAGCAUA